Molecule: messenger RNA, 1086 nt
Organism: Puma concolor (puma)
Lineage: Eukaryota; Metazoa; Chordata; Mammalia; Carnivora; Felidae
Gene: DNAJC18
Product: DnaJ heat shock protein family (Hsp40) member C18
Biological process (GO): cellular response to misfolded protein
Cellular component (GO): endoplasmic reticulum membrane
Molecular function (GO): Hsp70 protein binding
Source: RefSeq, a predicted model, not a curated record
AUGGCUGCGACUCUGGGCAGCGGGGAGCGCUGGACAGAAGCUUACAUUGAUGCAGUUAGAAGAAACAAAUACCCAGAAGAUAGACCUUCUGAAAGUCAUGACCCCUGUGGUUGCUGUAACUGCAUGAAAAUGCAAAAGGAAAAGAAGUCUGAGAAUGAGUGGAACCAAACCCGGCAGGGUGAGGGGAGUUCCACUUACACUGAGGAGCAGCUGCUUGGGGUACAAAGGAUCAAGAAAUGCAGAAAUUACUAUGAAAUUUUAGGAGUGUCUCGAAAUGCCAGUGAUGAAGAGCUUAAGAAAGCUUACCGAAAACUUGCCCUGAAAUUUCACCCUGACAAGAAUUGUGCUCCUGGAGCGACAGAUGCUUUCAAAGCGAUAGGAAAUGCCUUUGCAGUCCUGAGUAAUCCUGACAAGAGACUCCGCUAUGAUGAAUAUGGAGAUGAACAGGUGACUUUUACUGCCCCUCGAGGCAGACCUUACAGCUAUUACAGGGACUUCGAAGCAGACAUCACUCCAGAAGAACUAUUCAAUGUCUUCUUUGGAGGACAUUUUCCUACAGGAAACAUUCAUAUGUUUUCAAAUGUGACAGAUGAUAGUCACUAUUAUCGCCGGCGGCACCGACAUGAGAGGAUGCAGGCACGGAAGGAAGAAGAAGAAGAAGAAGAAGAAAAGCCUCAGAAUACGUAUUCUGCAUUUAUUCAGUUACUUCCAGUUCUGGUGAUUGUGAUUAUAUCUGUUAUUACUCAGCUGCUAGCUGCUAAUCCCCCAUAUAGUCUAUUCUAUAAAUCGACCUUGGGCUACACCAUCUCUAGAGAAACACAGAACCUGCAGGUGCCUUACUUUGUGGAUAAAAACUUUGAGAAGGCCUACAGAGGAGCCUCUCUACGGGACCUGGAGAAGACGAUAGAGAAGGAUUACAUUGAUUACAUCCAGACAAGUUGUUGGAAGGAGAAACAACAAAAGUCGGAAUUGACAAAUUUGGCAGGAUUAUACAGAGAUGAACGAUUGAAACAGAAGGCAGAGUCACUGAAACUUGAAAACUGUGAAAAACUUUCCAAACUUAUCGGCCUACGCAGAGGUGGCUGA